AUGGCGGAGAAGCGAAAGCUCCUUGCCGAGAUUGAUAAAUGCUUCAAAAAGAUCGAUGAGGGUGUAGAACUGUUUGAAGAGACCAUGGUGAAAAUGCACGAGGCAAAUAGUGAUAACCAACGGGAGAAAUAUCAGGAUGAUUUGAAAAAGGAGAUUAAAAAAUUACAACGGUUGAGAGAUCAAGUGAAAGGGUGGCAGAACUGCUCGGAGAUAAAGGACAAAGACAAGUUGACCCAUUACCGCAAGAUUAUCGAACAGCGAAUGGAACAGUUUAAGGACAUCGAGCGGGAGAACAAGACAAAACCCCAUAGCAAACAGGGCUUGAGUGCGGAAGAGAAGUUGGAUCCGAAGGAAAAGGAAAAGGUAGAUACGAUCGAAUGGUUACAGAGUCAAAUUCGAGAACUUAGUGACGAGGGAGACCGUACAGAAUCGCAGAUAGAAUCUCUUUCAACUUUGGACGCUGGAAAAAGAGGACGAGGGAAAAAAGAGGACGGAAAGAAGGGAGAAAAAGAGACUAGUUAG
This is a messenger RNA of Cooperia oncophora, 522 nucleotides long. The record is from the annotation of a GenBank genome assembly. NCBI's taxonomy places the organism in Eukaryota, Metazoa, Nematoda, Chromadorea, Rhabditida, Trichostrongylidae.